AUGGAGGCUCUCGCCGGCGGCUGGGCAGGAGGACCGGCAUGUCAACCGGCUGUGGAAAUGGCCCUCGCAGACAUCAAUUCACAACGACAUAUCUUGCCCGGAUAUUGGCUCAAUAUGACGUGGAGGGAUUCAAAAUGCCAACCCGGCCUGGCCAUCAAGCAUAUGUACGAUCUGCUCUACAAUAAACCAGUCAAAGUGAUGCUAUUAUCCGGGUGCAGUACAGUAACCACCGUAGUUGCGGAGACGAGUCCCGUUUGGAAUUUGGUUACGCUGUCAUACGGUGGCAGUUCUCCAGCUCUAUCGAAUCGGGAACGAUUUCCCAAGCUUUUCCGCACCCAUCCAUCGGCCAUUAUUCAAAAUCCAACCAGAAUCCGUCUCUUCGAAAAGUUCAAUUGGAAGAAAGUGAGCAUACUGUCAUCGGUGGAAGAAGUGUUUGUCAGCACGGCAAAAGACCUCGAAAAGGAGUGCAGUCAGAGGGGAAUCCGAGUCCAACGUCAAUCAUUUUAUGGUGAUCCGGCAGAUGCGGUGAAGACCUUGAAAAGACAAGACGCUCGAAUUAUCGUCGGGCUUUUUUAUGAAACCGACGCGAGAAGGGUGCUCUGCCAGGCGCACAAACAAGGCGUGUUCGGCCGCAGGUACACUUGGUUCUUCAUCGGGUGGUAUUCGGAUACGUGGUAUAUUCCACCGCCGGAAGAACAUCUUGGCUGUACGGCUAAGGAGAUGAAAGAAGCUGCGCAGUACCACUUUACAACUGAAUCCCAAAUGUUGGCGUUGGAUUCGACGCGAGGAGUAUCUGGAAUGACGGGCAAAGAAUUCAGAAGUCGACUCGUCGAUCGAUUGGAGAGGAAACCGGGGGAUACAGGCGGAUUUCCGGAAGCUCCACUGGCUUAUGACGCUGUUUGGGCUCUCGCGCUAGCCGUAAAUUGCACGAUCGCCGCCCUCCCUUCCGACGUGAAAAUCGAGAAUUUCUACUACGACAACCACGCGAUGGCGAACCAAAUCUUUGAAUGCGUCAGGAAUACGUCAUUUUUGGGAGUAUCGGGACGCGUUAUGUUCUCCGACCAGGGAGAUCGUAUCGUGCAGACCAUCAUCGAGCAGAUGCAGGACGGAAACUACACGAAAAUGGGCACCUACGACAUGAAUUCGCGUAAUUUGACGUGGCUGGGAAGGGAGAAAUGGCUGGGGAAGGGGCCACCCACGGACAGCACCAUUGUCAGAAAGGAGAUAUUGACCGUGUCUAUUAAGGUGUACUAUGUCGUCUGCGCGCUCUCACUUCUCGGCCUGAUCCUGACGGUGGCGCUGUUCAUUUUUAAUCGAAGAUAUGGGUAUCGGAGCAUCAUCUCUCAAUCACAACCGCAGUGCAAUAAUGCUCUAUUAUUGGGCUCUGCCCUGUGCUGUCUGUCUCUGUUUCUUCUCGGCCUUCCAGCUGACGGGAUCACGCUGCCCACGUCAAUUUUUGGGUCGUUAUGCCAUAUCCGCAUUUCGAUGCUGAUGAUCGGUUUCACCUUUGCCUAUGGCUCGCUAUUUGCUAAGGUGUGGAUAGUCCACCGUCUCGGCGCGACAGAAAGUCAACAAUUGGCGAAUCGACAUAAGGACGAGUGCUGGUUUGCCCUCCCCCCGCAGCUCUCAAUGUCUCUACAGGAUGAAGAGACACCAUGGCACUCGAUUCGAACGUUGAUCACCGGAUUGGCAAGUCGCCAAAUGGUCGGAUCGGCCCUUCGAAAAGUCUCCUCAUCUCCAUUCGCCACUGCAUUCUCCACGAAGAGAUCUCCAUCUACGGCUUCAUCUAUUGCCGACUUCUUGAAUCAGCCAAUUGCCGCGGCGAAAUUCUACUUGGUGAUCGCGACAUUUUUGUUGGCGGAUUUGGUGAUAAUUUGUCUAUGGGUUGUCGUGGAUCCAUUGAAGAGAAAGGAGCUCAAAUAUCCGAGACACGAAGACACAAACCAAGAAGACACAAUGAUCGAGCCAAUCCUCGAACUUUGCCAAAGUUCGAAUCAAGAGCUAUGGAUCGGCGUUGUCCUCGGCUACAAAUGCAUCCUCCUCGUCUUUGGCCUAUUUUUAUCCUACGAAUCGAGAAAACUCAAAUUACGCUAUAUAAAUGAUUCUCGGCUGGUGGGGCUGGCCAUUUAUAAUGUCGCUAUAUUGGCGUUAGUAACCGGCCCUGUCGUCACGUUGCUAAUUAGAACGCAGGCCGAUGCGAAUUUUACUUUCAUUUCGGUGACAGUCCUCCUAUGCGCCUACAUCUCAAUGGGCCUCAUCUUCGUCCCCAAAAUUCGCCACAUCCAUACGGUACCCCCGACGGCUGAUGAGAGCCAGCCGGGGCUCAAAAAUGGCACACAACGCAUGUCGACGAGUGAUAAGUCGAGAUACGAGCUGAUGACCAAAGAAAACGAGGCCGUUCAGCAGAAAAUCUGCUUGACGGAAGAGCGUAUUCGACAAUGCCGGAGAAGAUUGGAUCUCCUAACAAAUGGCAUGGAGGGCGUCUCCUCGUCAUCGGCAACACGUACAGGGGGUGUUUCUCUUUCUGAAGAGGGACAGACAACAUUCUCCUCUCCAACAAUAACAACACAUGCACUUGUCGAACUACAGCCACCACCCACGAUAUCUACACAACUAUCAGCCUCAUCACAACCAUUUACGGGUAGCAUUGAUGCCGAUGAGGCCGAGCAUUCCGACUCCUCUUCUGAUGAGAUCUUCCUA
This is a messenger RNA of Mesorhabditis spiculigera, 2700 nucleotides long. The record is from the annotation of a GenBank genome assembly. NCBI's taxonomy places the organism in Eukaryota, Metazoa, Nematoda, Chromadorea, Rhabditida, Rhabditidae.